AUGUCAAUUGACUCGGAUCAAUUUCCUUCUGAUUGGAAAGCUACAAGGGUUAUUCCAUUGUUUAAGAAAGGUCAGCGGUCCAUGUUGGACAACUAUAGACCGAUAUCAAUCCUUCCUGUAGUAAGUAAACUUAUAGAAAGAAUUAUGUAUGAUCAAAUGUAUGAGUAUCUUAACCAGAAUAAUCUUUUCUCAAAACACCAAUUUGGUUUCAGACCUUAUCAGUCCACAACUACUACAUUAUUGGAUUGUACGAACGAAUGGUAUACCAACAUGGACCGUGGGCUGUAUAACUUAGUUGUUUUUCUUGACCUAAAAAAAGCAUUCGAUACAGUCGACCACGAAAUACUGUUAAGUAAGUUUGAAAUGUAUGGUUUCCAAAGGAAAGUAUUAAAUCUUUUACGUUGCUAUUUGACGCACCGAACUCAAAGUUGUAAAUUGGCCAGUAUACUCUCGGUGGAGAAUGAAAUCAUUUGUGGCAUUCCUCAGGGGAGUAUACUCGGCCCUCUCUUAUUUAUUAUGUAUAUAAAUGAUUUGCCAAGCUGCCUAGAACGCACAACUCCAAGAAUGUUUGCUGAUGAUACUAACUUAACCAGGGGCGUAGGAACCGGGGGGGCCAGGGGGGCCAUGCCCCCCCCCCCAAGUUUUGGCAAGUGCCCUUUUUACAGGAACAAAGUGCCCUUUUUGUGCCUGAAAAAUUUUCAUAAAAUUCGCAGUUUUUGUCCAAACGAAACUUUUGAAAACUGUAAUGUAGGUUUUUUCCCGAAAAAUGUUUUAGUUUCCGAUAAAAAUAUCAUAUAUUUGUUUUUCCGGAAAAAAUUUUUAGUAUUUAAGGAAAAAUAUGGUAUGUCCGGAAAAAUUUUUUGCCCCUAAAAUGGUACACUGACCGAAAUUUUUUUGGCGACGGGGGGGGGGGAGGUCGCCAAAAAAUUUUUUUGAGAUGCCCUUUUUUUUUUUAAAGUGCCCCUCAAAGCCUGGCCCCCCCAACUUUUCUAAGCUUCCUACGCCCCUGAACUUAACGGCAGUAGGCAGAACAAUUGGUGAGGCGGAAGAGAGGGCGAGCGUAGACAUGAGGAAUGUUCAGAAAUGGCUUUGUGCAGAUAAACUAAGUCUAAAUAUAGCGAAAACCGAGUAUGUUUUAAUUGGAACACGACAUAAAAUAAGUAAUAUUGAUACCCAUCAAGGAGUUAAAAUAAAUAAUCAAUUGAUUAAAAAAGUUAAGAAUACCAAAGCUCUUGGAGUUGCAUUAGACGAAAACUUGAGUUCGGUAACCAUAUUAGCAGUAAAAUAUCAUCAAGUAUUGGGGCUAUUAGGAAAAUGAGGGAGUAUGUCGAACAAGACAUUGUGAUAAAAGUUUAUAAUGCCUUAAUCCAACCUUAUUUUGAUUAUUGCUGUGAAGUAUGGGAUAUACUUGAUAAAGGCCUAAGCGAACGUCUACAGAAAUUCCAAAACAGAGCGGCUAGGUUGAUCAUGAACUUAAAAAAUGAACAUGGUCAGUCUAUUUUGGCACGAAAAUCUCUGGGCUGGGUAACACUUGAAGAGCGUAGGGCACAAAUGAAAGCCAGGCUCAUGUAACAUACAAGACAGUUAAUGGUUUAGCCCCCCCAACGACUAUGCGAAGCUUUCCAAAAUCUGAAUACCAUUCAUGACCAUAAUCUGAGAGGUUCUUCAACAAGGUUUUAUAUUCCAAUACCAAAAACGGAAUCCUUAAAAAAAAGCUUCCAAUAUAGUGGGGCUAAACUAUGGAAUCAGAUACCUGAAGAGAUACGCAAUUCGGUAUCGUAUAAUUCGUUCUGUAAAAAGCUAUCUUCCUCGACCUUAAUCUCGACUUAAAGUAGUAGUUAAUUUUUUGUCUAAAUAGGUAUAUAAUUGUAUUUGUUAUGUAUGUAAUAUUAGAGCUAUUGUAAAACCGCUCAAAGAUGAUCUUGCAGCCAUUAAGGCUGAAAAUUCUCGCUCUCGUGUUGAACUAUUAAACAUAAAGAAACAGAAUACAACCCUUUCGCUACAUGCACAUGAACAAUACUCUAAAGAGUAUAAUGUUAGAAUAUCUGGCAUUGAAGAGAUCCGUACAGAAGAUUGUUUUGCAGCGGUUUCAAAUUUUUCGAAACCGAACCCAGUGUCACUGUUAAUGACUGUGAUAUUGAUCGCGUCGAUAGAGUUGGAAGACAAGGUCUUUUUCCUCGCCAAAUGAUUGUUAAAUUCACAAGUUAUCGUGCCAAGGAAAGGGUCGUUAAGAAUCGCAGCAAGCUAAAGGGCAAGAAAGGUUUUUAUGUCAAUGAAGAUCUAACUUCCUUCAAUUUGGAUCUUCUUCGAAAAGCUCGCAUGGCUGGACAUGUUCAACAGACGUGUGCGAGCGACGACAACAUUUUUGUCAAACUAGAAGACGAUUCGAUUCAUGUGGUUCGUUGCCCCGAUGACAUUUUGGCCGUUCAACGAGAGAAAUGA
Messenger RNA from Paramuricea clavata, 2442 nucleotides. The record is from the annotation of a GenBank genome assembly. Lineage: Eukaryota; Metazoa; Cnidaria; Anthozoa; Malacalcyonacea; Plexauridae.